GUGUUUGUGUGCGUGAGUGAGUGUGAGUGGGUGCGUGUGAGACACACAGGACUGCCAAUUAAGAACCGAGUGAAAAAUCGAACAGAAAACCAGUGCUUUAGACAAAGGCGAAAAUUUCGCCACUCGCAAGGAAAGUCCAACAGAUCGUUUGUGUGCAUAUGAAAAAACGGCAACGUCAACUCCCUGGGUCAAGCUGCAAUCUGAAAUGAGAUGCAAACCCGAAGACGCCUCCAUCAAACGGAUCAGGAUUACAGCAGCAGCAGCAGUACCUAUACCAUUCAAGAGGAUCAGCAGGGAGGAGCAGGCGCAGGAUCUGGAGGAUCGGGAGCAGUUGUCGGAUCGGGACUAUUAGCACAGUCCUUGGUUCAACCACCAACUGCCCACGAGGCGGCCAUCCACAUUGGGGACACCACCCACACUGGGGAAUCCCUUGCAGCCGAAGACUACUCGGACGACAAGUACGGCAAGGCGGCCCGCCAGUGGAACCUCCGCGCCCUCUCCGGCCAGGCACUGCGCACCCUAAGUGCAGCCGCUGCCGUGGUCACCGGCAACCAACCGGGCAUCAACAACAAUAGCCAAAGCAACUACAGCAGCUACCCCGCUUCCAUUCCGACCAGUUCGCAAUUUAACCAACCGAAGGAGGAGCACCAGGAACCAGAACCAGAGUUGGAGAUCUUCGUCAUGGCCGCCCGCGACAGGACGGGCGAGUUCGCCAACGCGAUUCGAUCGCUGCAGGCACGCAACAUCACCCGGGCUGUCAAUAUCCGCGAUCCCCGCAAGGCCAAACAGGUGCAGAGCUACUCGGAGUUCAUGAUGGUGGCCAGGUUCAUCGGCAAGAACAUAGCCAGCACCUAUGCCAAGCUGGAGAAGCUCACCAUGCUGGCCAAAAAGAAGAGCUUAUUCGACGACAGACCGCAGGAGAUCCAGGAGCUGACGUACAUAAUUAAAGGCGAUUUGAAUGCGUUGAAUCAACAGAUUGCCCGACUGCAGGACAUCUCUAAGGACCAGCGUCGUCACACGAACGGCAAACACCUGAUGUCACAUUCCUCGAACAUGGUACUCGCCCUGCAAUCCAAGCUGGCCAGCAUGAGCACGGACUUUAAGCAGAUCCUUGAGGUGCGCACGGAGAACCUCAAGCAGCAGAAGACGCGACGGGAUCAGUUUAGCCAGGGACCAGGUCCUUUGGCCGCUCACACCGUCUCCCCGUCGACGGCCAAGCAGGGAUCGCUUCUGCUUAGCGAGGAGAACCAGGCAGUAAGCAUAGACAUGGGCAGCAGCGACACCACACCGCUUCUGUCAACCCAAACACAGAUGGCCAUCUACGACGAUUCUGAUAACUACGUCCAACAGCGGGCGGAAACCAUGCAAAAUAUAGAAUCUACCAUCGUUGAACUCGGUGGCAUUUUCCAGCAGUUGGCGCACAUGGUCAAGGAGCAGGAGGAGAUCGUGGAGCGUAUUGACACGAAUGUGGCGGAUGCGGAACUGAAUAUCGAGGCGGCCCACGGCGAGAUCCUCAAGUACUUUCAGUCUGUCUCCAAGAACCGCUGGCUUAUGAUCAAGAUAUUCGGCGUUCUCAUAUUCUUCUUCCUGUUCUUCGUUGUUUUUAUGUCGUAAUCGAACGCCCAUCGCCCAUAAAAAGCCCCAUGUACCUACCCAUGUAUACAGCAUUUUAAGUUAACCAAGAUUUAAUCACAACAUUGUUUAUUCCAAGCUGUGGCCUCCCGGAACGAUUGUAAAAUAAAGUUAUAAAUACGUAAA
Drosophila gunungcola (fruit fly) is the source of this 1758-nucleotide messenger RNA. It is a transcript of the gene Syx5, whose product is annotated as syntaxin-5. Gene Ontology annotation, biological process: intracellular protein transport; endoplasmic reticulum to Golgi vesicle-mediated transport; vesicle fusion. The transcript has 3 exons. Lineage: Eukaryota; Metazoa; Arthropoda; Insecta; Diptera; Drosophilidae. The record is from RefSeq and is a predicted model, not a curated record. Gene Ontology annotation, molecular function: SNAP receptor activity; SNARE binding. The coding region runs from base 211 to 1614 and encodes 467 amino acids. Gene Ontology annotation, cellular component: Golgi membrane; endomembrane system; SNARE complex.